AGAUAUAGCCGCGGAUUGGCUGACUGCGGCGCAGCUUGAUGGCGUCGGGCUGGCUAGCCGCGGUCCCGGCGGUGGCCCCUGGGCGAAGUCCGCCUUUGUGAAAGGGCCUAUGGCCCGAGCUUGCUGUAGCAACAGGGAGUGGAAAUUGGAGGCAGGAGCCUUCCCUACACUUCGCCAUGAGUUUCCUGAUCGACUCCAGCAUCAUGAUUACCUCUCAGAUACUUUUCUUUGGAUUUGGGUGGCUUUUCUUCAUGCGCCAACUGUUUAAGGACUAUGAGGUACGUCAGUAUGUGGUACAGGUGAUCUUCUCUGUGACUUUUGCAUUCUCUUGCACCAUGUUUGAGCUCAUCAUCUUUGAAAUCUUAAAAGUAUUGAACAGCAGUUCCCGUUAUUUUCACUGGAAAAUGAACCUGUGUGUAAUCCUUCUGAUCCUGGUUUUCAUGGUGCCUUUUUACAUUGGCUAUUUUAUUGUAAGCAACAUCCGACUAUUGCAUAAACAGCGUCUGCUCUUCUCCUGUCUCCUGUGGUUGACCUUCAUGUACUUCUUCUGGAAACUAGGAGAUCCAUUUCCCAUUCUCAGCCCAAAACAUGGGAUUUUGUCCAUAGAACAGCUCAUCAGCCGGGUAGGUGUGAUUGGUGUGACUCUCAUGGCUCUUCUUUCUGGAUUUGGUGCUGUCAACUGCCCGUACACUUACAUGUCCUACUUCCUCAGAAAUGUGACUGAUGCCGAUAUCCUAGCCCUGGAACGGCGGCUGCUCCAAACCAUGGAUAUGAUCAUCAGCAAAAAGAAAAGGAUGGCGAUGACACGGAGAACUAUGUUCCAGAAGGGGGAGGUGCAUAACAAACCGUCAGGAUUCUGGGGAAUGAUAAAAAGUGUUACCACUUCAGCACCAGGAAGUGAAAAUCUUACUCUUAUUCAACAGGAAGUGGAUGCUUUGGAAGAACUAAGCAGGCAGCUUUUUCUGGAAACAGCUGAUCUAUAUGCUACCAAGGAGAGAGUAGAAUACUCCAAAACUUUCAAGGGGAAAUACUUUAAUUUUCUGGGUUACUUUUUCUCUAUUUACUGUGUUUGGAAAAUUUUCAUGGCCACCAUUAAUAUCGUUUUUGACCGAGUUGGGAAAACUGAUCCUGUUACAAGAGGCAUCGAGAUCACUGUGAAUUACCUGGGGAUCCAAUUUGAUGUGAAGUUCUGGUCUCAGCACAUUUCCUUCAUUCUGGUUGGAAUAAUUAUCGUCACAUCUAUCAGAGGAUUACUGAUCACUCUUACAAAGUUCUUUUAUGCCAUCUCCAGCAGUAAGUCCUCCAACGUCAUUGUCCUACUAUUAGCACAGAUAAUGGGCAUGUACUUUGUCUCCUCCGUGCUACUGAUUCGAAUGAGCAUGCCUCUAGAAUAUCGCACCAUAAUCACUGAAGUCCUUGGAGAGCUGCAGUUCAACUUCUAUCACCGUUGGUUUGAUGUGAUCUUCCUGGUCAGUGCUCUCUCCAGCAUCCUGUUCCUCUAUUUGGCUCACAAACAGGCACCAGAGAAGCAUAUGGCACCUUGAACUCACGCCUGUUACAGACUGCUGAAGGCCAGUGGUGUCAGAAUUUGGAUAUAAGAGAAAAAAUGGAGGGGACCAGGGCCUCAUGUUUUUUAAACAAUCAAAAUGCUGAGGUAGCAUAUUCUGCCUUCAGCGUAUGCCUCCCUCCUCUGUGGAUACUGUGAUCAUGAGUAGCAUUAGCUAGAAGAUGGGAGCAUGAAAUAACCUUAAGCUAGCACUCAGCUGAGAGCAUCCCAUGUAGGUUUGAGGCUGGUGGGAAGGGGGGUGGAAAAGAGCCAAGAAACUAGGUGGCGGGAAUACACUGGAACUCUGCAGGUAAGGGGAAGUCUCAGGUAGCUGGGCCGAACAUCCAGAAUUUCUGCUCAAGGCUCACAUGGAGGAGGUUGUGGCUUUCCCUUAAGAUUGACUGUCAUUAAAAUCAGAUUGCAACCCUUUGGCCUUAGCUUCAUUUUCUCCAGGAUAGCUUGGUGUAGUGUGCUUGUGCAAUCUAACAUGAGUUGGCAUCCUCCUGCCAACCCCUGCCCUGUUAAAAUAACCAACAGGUUCUCUGUUCUUGUCUGGGGACGGGACGGUGUGCUACUGAAAUAGAUUCUACCAAGAGCGUUCAGGUAUAUCAUCUUUAUUGAUUUCCUUUUAAGUUAGUAUUAUUUGAGAGUGAAUUACUGUACAUUCAACUUGGUGAUGAUGUCUCAUUUUUUUCUUUCCAUCUGCCUCUCAUGCUGUGUGGUAAAACAAUGAAUAACUUAACUAGAAUAAGUCAUUUUCCUAUGCUAGCCCCUACCUUCUCCAUCUGUGAAAGGAAAAUGCUGGAAAAUGUUAUAGAACAUUGAGAAAUGCAAUUUAAGGAAAUCCUUAGUUUUAUCACCAGGAAGUCUCUAAGAUCUUAUUCUGAAUUUUAUUAUGUUUUGGGUUUCUAGAGGCAAAAUGAAGGUUACAGCUUAAAAGCAAGUUUACCAGAAACAAAAGCACUCUUGAGGUUUUAUCAGCUAACCAGGAGGAUUCAAGUAUACUCUAAAGGCAUUCUUAAUGGCAUCUAUUUUAGCAGCCACAACAUUCUUACAAAAGCAUAAUUUUAAUAGGCUCAUCUGCUCAGAUACUUUAUAGCAGCUCUCACAUAUACAGAUUUACAAAUCCUCUUUAAUGUUCAAGGAGCCUAUAGAAUUAAGAGAUAUCAUCAUACAGAGAAAUGUAGUGAAGUUGAAGCUUGAAAGAAAUCACAUGAAAAGAAUGUGGUUCCCGUCUUAAGUUGACCAUAAAUAAGCCAUCUAUUGCAGUAGUCACCCCCAAGGCAAAUGACAACAGAAGACAGUUCCCCAUGAUGAACUGGUUUCCAGAGGAGUUUGUCUCUACCAGAGACGGUGAAUGGGUGGCAGCUCAUUCUUCGGGAAAGGAUCCCUACUCAACACCCAGAAACAGCUGUCAGCCAACGCCAUUAGUUGCUCUCAUCACAUCUCUGUAUCUUCAGAAUUGGAAGAAGAAUGUGAGGCUGUACUGUACGCCUGUGCAAAAGAAAACAAAAGAUCCGUAAGUGCGAGAGCAUGAAUGUCAGCAGUUGCAUGACUUAAGGCAGGGAGUAGAGUCACUCACUAGAAGCCAGGUAACCUGAAUUGUACACUUGGCUUUGUUUCCAGCCUGCCGUUUGACACUAACAAAUUUCUUAAUAUCUGUAGAUCUUUUCUAUAAAGCUAACAUAUGCCUAUAAUUGACUUGCUAUAGAAAUUUAAAAUUUUUGAAAGACAAAAUGCUUUCUUUGCUAAGCAAUCAAGAAUGCAAGGUCAGUGGCUAUUGUGUGUGCUCUGGUCUGAAUGUUUGUGUCUCCCCAAAAUUCAUAUAUUGAAAUACUAAUCCUAAGGUCAGGUGAUGAUAUUAGGAGGUAGAAACCUUUGGGAGGUGAUUAGGUCAUGAGGUCAGAGCCCUCGUGAUUGGGAUUAGGGCCUUAUAAAAGAGCUCCCCGCCUGCCGCCGAGCUCCCUCUCCCCUUCGACCAUGUGAAGACAUGGCAGGAAAUUGGCCGACUACAGCCUGGAAGAGGGCCUUCCCCAGACACCAAAUCUGUCCUUCAGAACUGUGAGAAAUAAAUGUGUGUUGUUUAUAAGCCA
Messenger RNA from Callorhinus ursinus (northern fur seal), 3639 nucleotides. It is a transcript of the gene GPR89A, whose product is annotated as G protein-coupled receptor 89A. Gene Ontology annotation, cellular component: Golgi cisterna membrane. Gene Ontology annotation, molecular function: voltage-gated monoatomic anion channel activity. Gene Ontology annotation, biological process: intracellular pH reduction. The record is from RefSeq and is a predicted model, not a curated record. Lineage: Eukaryota; Metazoa; Chordata; Mammalia; Carnivora; Otariidae.